Messenger RNA from Ctenopharyngodon idella (grass carp), 2153 nucleotides. RefSeq names its product hypoxia inducible factor 1 subunit alpha inhibitor (gene hif1an). The record is from RefSeq and is a predicted model, not a curated record. Gene Ontology annotation, biological process: negative regulation of Notch signaling pathway; peptidyl-aspartic acid hydroxylation. Bases 222 to 1292 code for a protein of 356 amino acids. Gene Ontology annotation, molecular function: peptidyl-histidine dioxygenase activity; [protein]-asparagine 3-dioxygenase activity; ankyrin repeat binding. Gene Ontology annotation, cellular component: cytoplasm; nucleus. The transcript has 8 exons. Lineage: Eukaryota; Metazoa; Chordata; Actinopteri; Cypriniformes; Xenocyprididae.
CUUCCGGUGGAUGCUAUGGAAACAUCACCAAUAUUUCUGUUUUCACGCUGCUUGUAUGACUGCGCGGGUCGCUCUCGUUUGUUCGUGCUACGGCGGGGUGUGUGAAAGCCCAGGAGCGGUUCUCGCGCUCGCUGCUCCUCUUUCAGCUGAACGGCUGUGCCGUCUAACCUCGCGCAGCUUCAUUGUAAAGUAACAGCAAUCCUCUGGCGCACUCGAAGGACAUGGCAGCCGCGACCGUGGCUGAAGCGGACCCAGCGGAGACCGAUGGAGCUGCCGCCGCCUCCUUUACGGAUCUGCGCGACCCAGGCUGGAAUGAAUCGCAGCUUCGACAAUAUACUUUCCCAACCCGACCGAUACCGCGACUAUCCCAUACGGAUCCGCGUGCCGAGGUUCUCAUCAAUAACGAGGAGCCUGUUGUAUUAACAGACACCAGUUUAGUAUAUCCAGCUCUAAAAUGGGACAUACCCUACUUGCGAGAGAACAUUGGAAAUGGGGACUUCUCUGUUUACACAGCAGAAAAUCACAAAUUCUUGUAUUAUGAUGAGAAGAAAAUGGCAAACUUUCAAGACUUUGUGCCAAAAUCUCGUCGAAUAGAGAUGAAAUUUUCUGAGUUUGUGGACAAGAUGCAUCAAACAGAAGAACAAGGUGGAUCAGAAAGAGUGUACUUGCAACAAACACUGAACGAUACAGUAGGCCAAAAAAUUGUGGUGGAUUUUCUUGGAUUCAAUUGGAACUGGAUUAACAAACAGCAAGCUAAACGAAACUGGGGACCCUUGACCUCGAAUUUGCUGCUCAUAGGCAUGGAAGGCAAUGUGACACCAGCACACUAUGAUGAGCAACAGAAUUUCUUUGCACAAAUCAAAGGGCAUAAGAGAUGCAUCCUCUUUCCUCCGGAUCAGUUUGACUGCCUCUAUCCUUACCCAGUUCAUCAUCCAUGUGACAGACAGAGUCAGGUUGAUUUUGAAAAUCCUGAUUAUGACAAGUUUCCUAAUUUCAAAAAUGCUGUUGGAUACGAGGCUGUUGUGGGACCAGGUGAUGUCUUAUACAUCCCCAUGUAUUGGUGGCAUCACAUUGAGUCCCUGUUAAAUGGAGGAGUGACCAUCACAGUGAACUUCUGGUACAAGGGGACACCCACUCCAAAGAGGAUAGAGUACCCUUUGAAAGCUCAUCAGAAGGUGGCCAUAAUGAGGAACAUAGAGAAGAUGUUGGGAGAGGCCUUGGGGGACCCACAUGAGGUUGGUCCAUUGCUGAACAUGAUGAUUAAAGGCAGAUAUGAUCAUGGACUGAGUUAAUGGCCUGAGCUGAAGCUUCUUUAGUGUGCUGCUAAGACGGUCUGUUUAUAUGUAUGUGUGAAUUUGGGUAUAUGCUUGUGUAUACAUUCAGACUGUUGAAAUGCCAGUGCAUGGCAGUAUUUUGGCAGUAUAAAGACUUCCGCCUUGUCUGCUUUCAUUUACUGGACCCAUUAUUGCUAGUUUUGUGUUGGUGUAAGAAGAAAACCACUUGUGAGAAAUUGAUUGAUUUGAUCUCCCCUUAAAAAGAGUCCUUAAAUCCAUAUGUGCAGCAUUACAUGCUAAAAAAUAGACUAAUGCAUUAGCAGAGCCUGUAAAGCACUUUUACACCACCCAGAGCGCCUGUUGUCAGGUUUUGUCCCAUGUUGGGACAAAGAAGGUGCCAUAUGCCAUGACUUAACUCCUGUGGUUCUGAGUCCACAAAGUGAAACUGGCAGAGUGCCUCGAUCAUAUCCAUAAAAGAGGAUGAUUUACAACUUGAAAUCUACCAUCGGUUCAUUGACGGGUUUAAACUGUUGAUGUUAUCAUUAUUGAUGGUGUUUUGUGUGUUUGCUUUUGAAUUUGAUCUCAUGACUUCAAUGUUUCAGCCACAAUAUGUUUUUUAAAACAAGGGAUUUCUCAUCCUUUCGUAGCCGACUCACUGAAUUAAAUUUUGCAUUUGUAUAUGCAUUUUUAUUUUUUUCUUUCUUUCUUUUUUAGAUAUGUGUACAUUAAGGAAAAUGUUUUAGUUUCUUGGUGUUCUAUUUUUUUAAUGUAACAUUAUAUGGUACCAUUUCAGUAAGGAUUGUAAUUCAGAACAAACUACACUUGCCAAGUGUUAUCUGUCUCCAUGAAUUGUAAGGAAAUAAAAGAUUUUGAAUGGUU